AUGUCGAUGAACACUUUCGCUUCACUCACAUCAUCCCCUUUGCCUUCUUCCUCUCCACUUACUUCUCUUCUUACUCAUAUCUUCUCAUUCAUUUCAGCUUUCAUCCAGUUCUCUUCGGAUUACAUCGCCUGCUGCUUGUCCCGUCUGCACCUUCUGAGCCCGAUCAAUGCUGUGCCAAUCGAGACUUCUGGUGGUGACAUUGCGCCAAGUGAAGUGACGAGUGUAUUUUGCAAAUCCGUGGGUAUCCCUAUUAUCGUGGCCAUGGCUGGCUGUCUCCUCUUGCUUCGCUCCCUACGUUCUCCUAGGCAUGAGAGAAAAAGAACUCAGGUGUUGUUGGGCAAACAGCCAACAACAACCAAUUCCGACGGCAGCUCGAGUGACGACACGGACCUUUCCGAGAAGAAAAAAGAUAAGGCGCUCGAUGUGCAUGGACGCUCAAUUAGUUCUAGAAGCGCUCACCUUAAACGCAAUGGAGUGGAUGACACUGAUCCCGGCCUGCUUAAAAAGCACUCCGCGAAUAUAUCCUACACCACCCCGAUUGCAACCUACCCUUCUAUCAGGACAUUCCUUUACCCUCACCCUCAUAUCGAAAAGCUUCCCACGGAACCAUCACCCUUACCUCUGUUGGUAUUUAUUCACGGACUUGGGGGUUCCCUUACCCAAUUCCACCCUCUUCUAACCAGUCUGGUUAAUAUUGCUCCCUGUUUUGGUAUCGAUCUUCCAGGGUGCGGCCUGUCUUCGUUUUCGCCCAAGUCCUGGGCGGCAUACUCAAUCGAGGCACUUGUUACUUUGCUCGCUGUUGCAAUUGACCAGUACCGUGACAAGAAAAGAGGCCAAAAAAUUAUACUAAUCGCGCACAGUUUGGGAUGUUCGCUCUCAGCGUUGAUUGCGUCCUCAGAAUCUCCUCUCAUGUUGUCACUGCGGGAGCAUGUCAUCGGAAUGGUAGCCGUCUGCCCACCAGCUGGUCCUCCCCCGGAAGCAAAAACCGCAAGCUUGCGCAAACUUCUCUAUACUCCAGACCCAGUCUUCAACCUUUUUAGACGAUGGGACAGACGAGGCGGACCCCACAGCCCUAGCGUUACGAGGUUUGUUGGGGAAGAUGCUGAUCUGGAAACCAAAAAUCUCCAGCUUAGAUUCAACCAACAGAGUAAAACUCCGGUAUGGAGGAGGAUGGCAUGGAGCACCCUUCCGACAUAUGGCAGCACUGGGGAAGCUGUAGGUGGCCUACCUGGCAAGAAAGUAUGGGCAGGAGUGCAUGUCCCGGUUUUGCUCAUAGGGGGAGAAUCCGAUAAUAUUACAAAGCCGGAAGAGGUUACGAAAAUUGUCGAGUAUUUUAAUUCCGAUCAUGGCCAACGUGACUCGUCAGAUUUCCCGGAAAGCCAGCUAGAAGGAGCGGAUUUUGAGGACGAAAAUAUCAACCCUAAAGUUCGACAUUCGCUAAGAGAAAGCGCACGAGGAGAUCUCGCCAAUAUUGCUAGCUCGUCCGGUUUAUCGAAAUCAGCCAACGCCACCAAUGGCGGCAAAAGAGGUAUAAAAGCAUAUAUAUUUCCUGCACCGGCCUCCCAUGCCCUCCUCUACGACCGACAUACAUGUCGAACACUCUCAGGGUUGAUCCAAGACUUCUUCCCUAGGCAUAUUGACUCUCGUCUGAGUUUGGGGUGGCAGCUUCAACAUUUAACAACCUCAGGGAAAUGGGACGUCAAGAACCUCGAGAAAUGGAAAGCCAUAGAUCCUGUUUCAGCUGUCAUGGGUGACACUUUUGUCGCAAUGAAGACCCUGCGUGAGGUUGAUGAGAUACACACGCCCAUACCAUUCGCGCAGAAGUGGAAAGGCAAGAUUUAUGCAGUCAUUGAUAUCAGUCACGAAAGUCCGGUUUAUGACCCCGCCCAGCUUGAGAAGGGUGGGAUACAGUAUCACAAACUUCCAACAGUGUCCAAAAUCCCCCCGACUGUUGAAGAGGUUCGAGACUUUGUCUCUCUUGUCAGUCGUUUAGAGGAAGAAAUAUCAGCUGUAUCUAAGUCCUCUCCAGAUGGGGCUCCGCGGCCGGUACUUGGAGUACAUUGUCACUACGGAUUUAACCGGACCGGCUUUUUUGUCACUUCAUAUCUCAUCGAGGAAAAGGGGUUUUCUGUUCAAGAGGCAAUCGACGAAUUCGAAAAAUGCCGAUCUCCAGGAAUCAAACACGAACAUUUUAUCGAUACCUUGUUUGUACGAUACUGCGUUGGUCUUCAGAGAGCUUCGACCUUAUAA
Molecule: messenger RNA, 2250 nt
Organism: Blastomyces dermatitidis ER-3
Lineage: Eukaryota; Fungi; Ascomycota; Eurotiomycetes; Onygenales; Ajellomycetaceae
Product: dual specificity phosphatase
Exons: 2
Coding region: 1-2250 (749 amino acids)
Biological process (GO): dephosphorylation; 7-methylguanosine mRNA capping
Molecular function (GO): protein tyrosine/serine/threonine phosphatase activity; mRNA guanylyltransferase activity
Source: RefSeq, a predicted model, not a curated record